This is a messenger RNA of Ziziphus jujuba (common jujube), 1331 nucleotides long. RefSeq lists its product as uncharacterized. Bases 290 to 1234 code for a protein of 314 amino acids. Gene Ontology annotation, molecular function: holo-[acyl-carrier-protein] synthase activity; magnesium ion binding. Gene Ontology annotation, cellular component: cytosol. The transcript is spliced from 7 exons. The record is from RefSeq and is a predicted model, not a curated record. Lineage: Eukaryota; Viridiplantae; Streptophyta; Magnoliopsida; Rosales; Rhamnaceae.
UUUUUUCCCUUGUCUUAUAGCCUGUGUAUCCAAGAGCUCAUUUUUACACUUAAAAAAAAAAAAAGAAUUAGAUUUUUCUUUUUUAUUUUUCUUCCAGUUUAAUUUCCUUUCUGUAGGAUUGGUUUUUCUAAUUGUUGGCACUUGACUUAAGGCACAUUGCAAACUUUCAUUUGUGGCGAGACUGCUAGGCACUUCUUCAAACGGUUUAUGUUCUUUCAGUGAUCGCUUUCAGGGUUCGACCAAAGUUCCAUUCUUUCGAAAGCCUUGAUUUGGAGGCUCCCAAGUAUGCAUGUUUUUGAUUCGGCAAAGACCGUAUUUAACGAUGAAUAUUCAUUGCCUCCAAAGGUGUUUUUGUUCUGCUCCAUCCCCGUUGGCCGCCUUGCAACUUCCAUCUCCAAUGGAAGCCCAUUUAUGGUAUGUUUUACCUGAGGAGGUGAGAAGCGAGAAGCUUAUGGCUCAAUAUACAGAGCUUCUAUCACCUUGUGAGAGAGAGAAUGUUCUCAGCAUGCGAGGAGAGCAGCUCAAGAAAAGUGCGGUGCUUUCUCGAGCACUGGUUCGCACCACCAUUGCUAGAUAUACAAACUUUCAAGUUGAUCCCAAAUCCUUAAAGUUCAGGAAGAACAGAUAUGGGAAGCCUCAGGUAGACUGGGAAAAUGCAGAUGGUCGGCACCCACCACCAUUGCAUUUCAAUAUAUCACAUACUUCUUCUUUGAUAGCUUGUGGAGUGACUGUGGAUUCACCAAUUGGUAUUGAUGUGGAAGAGAAAAAUCGAAAGUUAAAGAACCAUGUCUUAGCUUUUGCUCGGAGGUACUUUUCUUCUCAGGAAUUGGAACAUUUAACUGCUAUUUCAGAUCCUGAAAUCCAGCGGCAGGAGUUAGUAAAACUGUGGACUAUUAAGGAGGCAUAUGUGAAAGCGUUAGGGAGGGGCUUCUCAGCUGCACCUUUUAAAACCUUUACCAUUCGGUUUAAAGCUAAAACCAGAGGCAGUCAUCUUUCAAUGGACAAAGAUACUGAGGCAUCCGAAAUUAUUGUUGAGUCUUUUGAUGACCCGGGUAACAUCACUAGUAAUUGGCAAUUUGCGCUUGUGGAGUUGGCUGGUUCUCAUUAUGCUGCCAUUUGUACAGAAAAGGCUAAAAUUAUUGAAGGUAGGAGUUCUUCUGUUCCAAUGAAAUUGACAGUGCGGCGAACCAUACCGUUUGUUGAAGAUGAAUGUUUACCAGAAAUUCAGUUGUAGCAUUAGGUGAACUGACUUAAUUGUGUAAAUGAUCAUAUUCAUUGGGAACUUUGUGCUUAGACAUUUGAUGUAAAAUUCAAAGCAAUUGAAAAUCAGA